Molecule: messenger RNA, 2484 nt
Organism: Triticum turgidum subsp. durum (durum wheat)
Lineage: Eukaryota; Viridiplantae; Streptophyta; Magnoliopsida; Poales; Poaceae
Source: the annotation of a GenBank genome assembly
AUGGAUGAGCAGGACCAGUAUGAGUCAGUUGGGUUAGAUGACUCAAUAGAGGAUGAGAGGAACCUGGAUGAGAUCAUGGCUGAUCGAAGGGCUGCAGAAGCGGAACUUCAUGCAAGGGAUGUGAGGACUGGUGCAACAGCUGAUCGAAAAUUGCCUCGUAUGCUUCAUGAUCAGGAUACAGAUGAGGAUAUUAACUUUAGGCGUCCUAAAAGGCACAGGGCUAAUUUUAGACAACCAAGUGGAGGACCAAGAACACCCAGAAGUGAUGAUGAUGGUGAUGGUCUCACUCCUAGUUCACCUGGAAGAUCUCAGCCAUAUUCUGGUGGUGAUGUGCCUAUGACUGAUCAGACUGAUGAUGAUGGAUAUGAGGAUGAAUUUGAUGAAGAAGAUGAGAUGAACAUGUAUCGUGUGCAAGGAACACUUAGAGAGUGGGUCACAAGAGAUGAAGUCAGGCGCUUCAUUGCAAAGAAAUUUAAAGAAUUUCUUCUUACAUAUGUAAACCCUAAGAAUGAACAAGGAGAGUUUGAAUAUGUCAGACUAAUUAAUGAGAUGGUUUUAGCUAACAAGUGUAGUUUGGAGAUAGACUACAAGCAAUUUAUUUAUAUACACCCAAACAUUGCCAUCUGGUUGGCUGAUGCACCUCAAUCAGUGCUGGAGGUUAUGGAGGAAGUGGGCAAAAAUGUUGUUUUUGAUCUCCACAAGAAUUACAGAAACAUCCAUCAGAAAAUAUAUGUGCGAAUCACCAACCUUCCUGUCUAUGAUCAAAUACGCAAUAUCAGGCAAAUUCAUCUGAACACAAUGAUUCGAAUCGGGGGUGUUGUUACUCGAAGGUCAGGUGUGUUCCCUCAGCUGCAGCAGGUCAAGUAUGACUGUAGCAAAUGUGGAACUGUCCUGGGUCCUUUCUUCCAGAACUCUUACACUGAAGUAAGGGUUGGGUCUUGCCCUGAAUGCCAAUCCAAAGGUCCAUUUACUGUCAACGUUGAGCAAGAGGUUACAGGGAUAUACACAAACAAUUUCGACCUGUCUUUAAAUACAAAGAAUGGUUUCCCAGUUUUUGCCACAGUGGUGGAGGCAAACUAUGUAUCAAAGAAGCAGGAUCUGUUCUCUGCAUACAAAUUAACAGAUGAGGACAAGGCUGAGAUUGAGAAGUUGUCGAAGGAUCCUCGUAUCAGUGAAAGGAUUGUCAAAUCAAUUGCACCAUCCAUUUAUGGUCAUGAAGAUAUCAAGACUGCCAUUGCACUAGCUAUGUUUGGCGGGCAAGAAAAGAACGUGAAGGGAAAGCAUCGCCUAAGAGGUGAUAUUAACUGUCUCCUCUUGGGUGACCCAGGCACUGCGAAAUCCCAAUUUCUCAAGUAUGUUGAGAAAACAGGACACAGGGCUGUAUACACAACUGGGAAAGGAGCUUCUGCUGUUGGACUCACAGCAGCAGUUCACAAGGAUCCAGUAACACGGGAGUGGACCCUUGAGGGAGGUGCACUGGUUCUUGCUGAUAGAGGCAUAUGCCUUAUUGAUGAAUUUGAUAAGAUGAAUGAUCAAGAUAGGGUAAGUAUUCAUGAAGCCAUGGAGCAACAAAGUAUCAGCAUAUCAAAGGCAGGGAUCGUCACAUCCCUUCAAGCUCGAUGCAGUGUUAUUGCUGCAGCAAACCCAGUUGGAGGAAGAUAUGAUUCUUCGAAGACAUUCACUCAAAAUGUUGAACUAACAGAUCCAAUCAUUUCACGUUUUGAUGUCCUCUGUGUUGUUAAGGAUAUUGUUGACCCAUUUACGGAUGAAAUGCUUGCAAGGUUUGUUGUAGAUAGCCAUGCCAGAUCUCAGCCCAAGGGUGGUAAUCUUGAAGAUAGAGUUGUAGCUGAUGAGGAGGAUGAUCCAUUGACUGUUGCCCGGAAUGCUGACCCAGAUAUCCUUUCUCAAGACAUGCUGAAGAAGUAUAUCACAUAUGCUAAGUUGAAUGUAUUCCCCAAAAUACAUGAUGCUGACCUUGACAAGAUCAGCCAUGUCUAUGCUGAACUUCGACGUGAAUCAUCUCACGGUCAAGGAGUCCCCAUUGCAGUAAGGCAUAUCGAAUCAAUCAUUCGAAUGUCUGAGGCACAUGCAAAGAUGCAUCUGCGAAGCUAUGUGUCUCAGGAAGAUGUGGACAUGGCCAUUCGUGUGCUGCUUGACUCGUUCAUCUCAACCCAGAAAUUUGGUGUCCAGAAAGCACUUCAGAAGAAUUUCCGGAAGUACAUGACGUACAAGAAGGAUUACAAUGAACUGCUUCUGCUCCUUCUGCGCACCCUGGUCAAGGAGGCGCUGCACUUUGAAGAAAUCGUGUCUGGAUCAACCACACGCCUGACUCACGUUGAGGUUAAAGUGGAUGACCUGAAGAACAAGGCCCAAGAAUAUGAGAUCUACGACCUGAGGCCGUUCUUCUCCAGCUCUCACUUCAGUGACAACAGCUUUGUCCUCGAUGAAGGGCGUGGGAUCAUCAGGCAUCCAGUUGCGGCAUAA